UAAGAGACGAUAAGGAGAAUGGUAAUCCCGGGUAGUCAGUAUAUAAACCGACGGUGGUUGGAUGUUCUUCACCAGUGACCAGCCAUGAAGUUCCUCGUGUUCUGUCUGCUCCUCGCCGGGGCUCUCGCCGCCCCUUCCAUCAGGCUGAGGUUCCCUCGCACCAAUUACAAGAUCGUUGGUGGCACAGACGCCACGCUCGGGGAGUUCCCAUACCAACUCAGCUUCCAGGAUAACUCUUACAAUCCUGCAUUCCAUUUCUGCGGAGCUUCCAUCUAUGAUGAAAACCAUGCCAUCACUGCUGGUCACUGUGUCUACGGUGAAAAUUAUGACAGCCCUAAAAACCUCCAGAUUGUGGCAGGAGAACUGAACUUGAGCGCGGAUGAUGGAUCGGAGCAGACCAUUGCAGUGUCAAAAAUCACCCUUCACGAGAACUUCGACUACUUCGUUCUGGAUAGUGACAUCGCUAUUCUUCACCUGGCCUCACCUCUGACUUUCAACAAUAACGUGGCUCCCAUUGCUCUUCCGGAACAAGGACAUACAGCCACUGGUGACUCCAUUGUCACAGGCUGGGGAACCACAAGCGAGGGAGGAAGCACUCCUGAUGUGCUGCAGAAGGUGACAAUCCCUAUCGUGACUGACGCAGAGUGCCGAGAUGAUUAUGGUGCUAGUGAGAUUUUGGAUUCCAUGAUCUGCGCCGGUGUUCCUGAGGGAGGGGUGGACUCCUGCCAGGGUGACUCUGGUGGACCUCUUGCAGCCAGCGAUACCGGGUCUACCUAUCUGGCCGGUAUUGUGUCUUGGGGCUACGGCUGCGCUCGUCCCGGCUACCCCGGCGUCUACACUGAGGUGUCUUACCAUGUCGACUGGGUUAAGGCAAAUGCAGUGUAAACAGUGUUACUAUUAACAUUCAAAUAACUGUAUGUCAAUAAAUAUAAAACUUUA
Molecule: messenger RNA, 939 nt
Organism: Procambarus clarkii (red swamp crayfish)
Lineage: Eukaryota; Metazoa; Arthropoda; Malacostraca; Decapoda; Cambaridae
Product: trypsin-1-like
Biological process (GO): proteolysis
Molecular function (GO): serine-type endopeptidase activity
Source: RefSeq, a predicted model, not a curated record